AGCAUUCCCUAUUUUCAGACCAUGAAUUGAUUACCGGAAACGUGAGAUCUGCUGCCACAACCACACUCCUUCACUAACUCCCACGUUAACUAAACCCUAAAUCCCCAAUUUCCAAUCCUCUCUCUCUUCAAUUUCACGUUUCCUGCGUCUUUUCCUUUUUCUAUUGUCUACUUAAUCAAUCGAAAUCGAGCUGUUUUCAAGCACCGGCGGAACGGUUGAUCGCAAUUUGAAGAAAUACUGGAGCAGCAAUGGAUGAUGCCUACGCCAGAUCAGCCAGCGAGGUUUUGGAAUUUUUUUCUGUGGACCCGACCAGAGGCUUGACGGACUUCCAGGUUGCAGAGCAUGGUAGAUCAUAUGGGAAAAAUGUGCUACCUCAAGAGAAAAGCACUCCUUUUUGGCGACUGGUGUUGAAACAGUUUGAUGAUUUACUUGUGAAGAUACUAAUUGUAGCUGCCAUAGUCUCCUUCCUUUUGGCCUUGGCUAAUGGAGAGACAGGGUUAUCUGCCUUCUUAGAGCCUUCAGUAAUUCUCAUGAUAUUGGCGGCAAAUGCAGCUGUAGGAGUAAUCACGGAAACAAAUGCUGAGAAGGCCCUUGAGGAACUACGUGCAUACCAAGCUGAUGUCGCAACUGUCCUACGAAAUGGUUGUUUCUCUAUCUUACCGGCGCCAGACCUCGUCCCAGGAGAUAUUGUAGAAGUCAGCGUUGGUUGCAAGAUUCCAGCAGAUAUGAGAAUGAUAGAAAUGUUAAGUGAUCAAUUACGUGUCGAUCAAGCAAUUCUUACAGGUGAGAGCUGUUCUGUGGAAAAAGAACUGGAUGCUACCAACGUGACUAAUGCUGUAUACCAAGACAAGACAAACAUUCUAUUCUCGGGAACAGUUGUAGUUUCUGGAAGGGCGAGAGCAGUUGUUGUUGGCGUUGGCUCUAAUACUGCUAUGGGAAAUAUACGCGAUUCCAUGUUGAACACUGAAGAUGAAGCAACACCACUGAAGAAGAAGUUGGAUGAAUUUGGCACUUUUUUGGCUAAGGUUAUUGCAGGCAUAUGCAUCUUGGUUUGGAUUGUUAACAUUGGUCAUUUUCGUGAUCCUGCCCAUGGAGGCUUCUUACGAGGCGCGAUACAUUACUUUAAGAUUGCAGUUGCUCUUGCGGUUGCAGCCAUCCCUGAAGGACUGCCUGCUGUUGUUACAACGUGUCUAGCUCUUGGAACUAAACGUAUGGCUCGGUUAAAUGCUAUAGUAAGGUCAUUGCCAUCAGUGGAGACCUUAGGCUGUACAACAGUGAUUUGCAGUGACAAGACUGGUACUCUGACUACUAAUAUGAUGUCUGUCUCAAAGGUGUCUGUGCUUCAUUCUGCAAAUGUUGUUCCUGUUGUAGCUGAAUACACUGUUAGUGGCACCACAUAUGCUCCAGAAGGUACUAUCUCCGACAGCAGGACAGAUGUGCAGCUUGGGCUUCCAGCAAAUUUUCACUGUCUUCUACACACAGCAAUGUGCUCUUCUCUUUGCAAUGAAUCUGUUAUUCAAUACAACCCAGAUAAGAGAAGUUAUGAGAAGAUUGGUGAGUCAACUGAAGUAGCUCUUCGUGUACUGGCUGAAAAGAUUGGCCUUCCUGGUUUCGACUCUAUGCCCUCAGCUCUCAACAUGCUCUCCAAGCAUGAACGCGCAUCAUACUGUAAUCGGUAUUGGGAGAACCAAUUCAAAAAGAUUUCAGUGUUGGAGUUCACUCGUGAUCGAAAAAUGAUGAGUGUGCUUUGUAACCGGAAGCAGAUACAGAUUAUGUUCUCAAAAGGUGCUCCAGAGAGUAUUCUUCCUAGAUGCACAAAUAUCAUGUGCAACGAUGAUGGUUCAACUGUUCAUCUAACAUCGGAAAUCAGGGCAGAGAUAGAGUCGAAAUUCCACAGUUUUGCAGGAAAUGAAACUUUAAGAUGCUUGGCUCUAGCCUUGAAAAGGAUGCCUCUGGGGCAGCAAGCUCUGUCCUUUGAGGAUGAAAAAGAUCUAACAUUUAUUGGGUUGGUUGGCAUGCUUGAUCCACCAAGGGCGGAAGUACGAGAUGCUAUUCUUUCUUGCAUGACCGCUGGUAUACGUGUCAUAGUUGUUACAGGAGAUAACAAGACUACAGCUGAAUCAUUGUGCCGAAGAAUUGGUGCUUUUGAUCAUUUGGAUGACUUUUCGGGGCUUUCCUACACUGCUUCCGAGUUUGAGAAACUUCCAGCCAUCCAGAAGACAAUGGCGUUGCAGAAAAUGACAAUUUUCACCCGGGUUGAACCAUCUCACAAGAGGAUGCUCGUUGAAUCAUUACAACAUCAAAAUGAAGUGGUUGCAAUGACUGGAGAUGGAGUCAACGAUGCACCUGCAUUAAAGAAAGCAGACAUUGGCAUUGCCAUGGGAUCAGGCACUGCAGUAGCCAAGAGUGCUUCAGAUAUGGUUUUGUCAGAUGACAAUUUUGCUACAAUUGUUGCAGCUGUUGCCGAAGGAAGGGCAAUUUACAACAACACGAAGCAGUUCAUCAGAUACAUGAUAUCAUCCAAUAUUGGUGAAGUCGUUUGCAUUUUUGUAGCUGCACUACUUGGGAUCCCUGACACACUUGUGCCUGUCCAGUUGCUAUGGGUGAAUUUGGUAACAGAUGGCUUGCCUGCAACUGCUAUUGGCUUUAAUAAACCGGAUUCUGAUGUUAUGAAGGCAAAACCUCGGAAGGUCAAUGAAGCUGUUGUCUCUGGGUGGCUCUUCUUUCGUUAUUUAGUUAUUGGAGUUUAUGUUGGGCUUGCUACCAUUGCUGGAUUUGUGUGGUGGUUCCUUUACUCUGAUAAUGGGCCUAAAUUGAGCUAUACAGAACUGGUGAAUUUCGACACUUGUUCCACAAGGGAAACAAGCUAUUCUUGCACUGUGUUUAGUGAUAAGCAUCCUUCAACGGUUUCAAUGACUGUACUUGUUGUCGUUGAGAUGUUCAAUGCACUGAACAACCUCAGUGAAAACCAAUCACUCUUAGUCAUCCCCCCUUGGAGUAAUUUAUGGCUUCUCGGAUCAAUUCUACUGACAAUGUUGCUUCAUGCACUGAUCCUCUAUGUGGCACCUUUAUCAGCUCUCUUCUCAGUGGCGCCUUUGAGUUGGUCUGAGUGGACUGUUGUUUUAUAUCUUUCUUUUCCGGUAAUAAUAAUUGAUGAGAUAUUGAAGUUCUUCUCGAGAAGCUCAAGAGGCAUCCCGUUCAACUUAAGAUUGAGGAGAAUGGAUUUGCUACCAAAGCAGGAAGUGCAUGCCAAGUGAUGGAUUCUCGACGUGAGCGCUCAAGAACUGCCGGCCUGAACCUUUUUUGAUUGACAGAUUUGCUGCAGCCAGCGAGUGAUUCAGCUAAUUUAGAGACCAUAUUCAAGUAGAUGUAUGCCUUGAAUUUCUUUGACAGCUUAAAGAAAUAUAUAAAUUAUACAUAACUAUCUCUGGACUAUUGUUUCUUUACAUUUUAGAGCUACUACCUUAGCGUCAGAAAUUUUCCUGUUACAUCAUGUUAAGGUUUGGGGACAAUCUCAUAUACUAGUACUAUAUAUGAUUAAAUUUAUAUACAUUUUAA
Molecule: messenger RNA, 3558 nt
Organism: Salvia hispanica
Lineage: Eukaryota; Viridiplantae; Streptophyta; Magnoliopsida; Lamiales; Lamiaceae
Gene: ECA3
Product: endoplasmic reticulum-type calcium-transporting ATPase 3
Biological process (GO): calcium ion transport
Cellular component (GO): membrane
Molecular function (GO): P-type calcium transporter activity; ATP binding; ATP hydrolysis activity
Source: RefSeq, a predicted model, not a curated record